AUUGCAGAGAAUGUCGUUGCCUUUCCAUUUAUCCUCAAUUUGUUUUGUGAGGUCCACUCUUACUGUUUUCUACUGCCCUUUUUUUAAUUGAAUUUCUCAGUUUCUACCUUAAAAGAUCCUAACACGAGGAAAUAGGGCUUGAUUUUUCUCAUAUCAGGCCGUCCCACUCUCAGAAUUGUGCAUCUUUAUAUUUUAUAUAUAGAGAGAGAGACACACACCCGCCAUUUUAUUGUGUGAUCAUAAAUAUACGGAUUUCACAGUCGUCUUCUCCUUGUUCUCAUUCUUCCUGUCGUUUGUCCCUUGUCCUAUCCCUUACUUUCAACGACCUAUCUUUCUCUCCCUUUGUAUUUAAUCCAAGUAAUUGCUAAUGAAGCUGGAGCACAAGGACGAGGGGAUUGCCGAUGCAGGCAUGAAGAGGUAUAGGAAUGGUGAGAUUUGGGAUUUCGAGUACGAAAUGCCGUUGGCGGAUGGUGCCUCCGGCGUCGUUCUGGGUUUGGAUGGUGGCACCACCUCCACAGUUUGUAUUUGCAUGCCCAUAACUCCUUUUUCACACCCUCAAAUUGAAUCUCUUCCCAUCCUUGCUCGGGCUGUUGCCGGUUGCUCUAACCACAAUAGCGUGGGAGAAACUGCUGCAAGGGAAACAUUAGAGCAAGUUAUGGCAGAUGCACUUUCAAAGUGUGGCUCAAAACGAUCUUCAGUCCGAGCUGUUUGCUUGGCUGUUUCUGGUGUUAACCAUCCAACAGAUCAGCAGAGAAUUCUCACUUGGCUAAGAGAUAUAUUCCCAAGCCAUGUGAGGCUCUAUGUUCAGAAUGAUGCUGUGGCUGCUUUGGCAAGUGGGACAAUGGGCAAACUUCAUGGGUGUGUAUUAAUAGCUGGGACAGGGACCAUUGCAUAUGGAUUUACCGAAGAUGGCAAAGAAGCAAGGGCUGCAGGUGCAGGACCUGUCUUAGGUGACUGGGGCAGUGGAUAUGGAAUAGCUGCACAGGCAUUAACCGCUGUAAUCAAGGCAUAUGAUGGCCGUGGUCCAAGUACAAUGCUAACAAGUAGUAUUUUACAAAAACUCGGACUUUCUUCUCCUGAAGAAAUUAUCGGGUGGACCUAUGCAGAUCCCUCCUGGGCUCGUAUUGCAGCACUUGUCCCUGUUGUGGUGUCCUGUGCAGAGGCUGGAGAUGAGGUCACAAAUAAGAUCCUGCUGGGCUCUGUCCAAGAGCUGGCUUCAAGUGUGAAAGCCGUUGUAGAGAGACUUGGAUUAUGUGGCGAAGAUGGAAAGGGUGUUUUUCCCCUUGUUAUGGUUGGUGGUGUUCUUGAAGCAAAUAGGCGGUGGGAUAUAGGAAAAGAAGUCAUAAAAUGCAUCUCUAAGCACUUUCCCGGGGUACAGUCCAUUAGACCUCAGGUUGAGCCUGCAGUUGGUGCAGCGUGGCUAGCGUGGAAUUCUUUCAUGAAAGAAUUUCACAAGGAAAUAUGCAGAAGCUAACAAUGGAUGGAAUGAAUGGAGAAGAGGAAAGAAAACCAAAAAAAAAAAGAAGAAGGUGAUGUAUGACCACUCAAUAUUGUUGAUUGAUGAAGUAGAUAACAGUGCCAUAUUUAUGAUGAAAUAAACCGGCUUUGCAA
This is a messenger RNA of Neltuma alba, 1611 nucleotides long. Its product is annotated as N-acetyl-D-glucosamine kinase. The record is from RefSeq and is a predicted model, not a curated record. NCBI's taxonomy places the organism in Eukaryota, Viridiplantae, Streptophyta, Magnoliopsida, Fabales, Fabaceae. The transcript is spliced from 7 exons. The coding region runs from base 368 to 1474 and encodes 368 amino acids.